UGGUGUGAGAGUAAGUCAUUGAUAAACCAGGUGUCCACCAUCACUGGAGACAGGAGGGAUGACGCGCUGCUGUGCUGGAGGAGACUGGUGCUCCGGGUUCGUGGACCGACACCGCUCUUCGCUGAACUUCUUGCUGCUGGUGACCUGCUACACCUUCUACCUGGUGGUCGGUGCCGGGAUCUUCUCCAGCAUCGAGCUGCCCUACGAGCUGGAGCUCCGGGAGCAGCUGCAGGAGGCCCGCGAUGACUUCCUGCGCAACAACACCUGUGUGUCCGACGCGCGCCUGGAGGAGCUGCUGGUCCGAGCGCUGGAAGCCAGUAACUAUGGCGUCUCGGUGCUGGGGAACGAGAGCGACCGCAACUGGGACUUCGCCUCCUCGUUUUUCUUUACCAGCACAGUGCUGACCACAACAGGUUAUGGUCACAACGUUCCUCUCUCAGAUGAAGGGAAGGCCUUCUGCAUCUUCUACUCCAUCUUCGGCAUCCCCCUCACCCUCUUCUUCCUCUCCGCUGUGGUGCAGAGGAUCAUGGUCGUGGUGACGCAACGUCCGGUGUCCUACUUCCACCGGCGAUGGGCCAUGUCCAAAUCGAAGCUUGCCUUGAUCCACGCCACCUGCCUCACCAUCUUGAUGACCGUGCUGUUUCUCAUCAUUCCGGCGUGGAUCUUCAUCAGCCUGGAGAAAGACUGGAACUUUCUGGAGUCUCUGUAUUUCUGUUUCAUCUCUCUGACGACCAUUGGCCUCGGAGAUUAUGUCCCUGGAGAGACUCACAGUAAAGAAGCCAACCCACACCCGCAGCUAUACAGGCUGACUAUUACAGUCUACUUGCUGCUGGGCCUGGUGUGUGCCCUGGUGGUGCUGGAGACAUGCUGCGAGCUCCCCCAGAUGAGACGCUUCAGACAGAGGUUCUACCAAGAGAGUGUUCGGGAGCUGGACUCCGAGACAACCAACAUCAUCGACAGGGAACACAAGAUCGACCAGCUACGUGACGUCACGGAUCAUGUGACAGAUACCUUACCGGUCAUCUCCUCCGUGUCCGAGCAGGCUGCAUCUUUACGACAAGUCAGCAAGUCAGCCCCUUACAUCCCAGUAUCGUCUGAUAACAGAAAACUGAGAUGACAGACUGUUUUUAAGGGACUGGUGUAUGAAUUAUUGCCACAUAUUUUGCUGCUCUGGACAUUCCGGCAAUGACCUCAAUUUUUAUAAGCACUCUUGCCAUUGCUUGUGCCAUUUAAUUGCUUAAAAAGUGAUUGCUUUUUGCAGUUGCCAACAUCAACACACAUUUGUGUAGCAGCAGGAACCGCCCACAGAUUAUCAGGAUGCCGUUGUUUUCUUGUUCUCCCCUGCUGCUCCCAUUCCCUGCAGAUAAGAGCUGGAUCUGUGACACAGAGGAAGGGCCGGGCCCCCGAACGGAGGGAAACCCCACGAGUUUCCACUUCCUGCCAAAGUCUUGAGGCAAUAAUUCCUGCACAGCACAGGAUUUCACACUCCCUAUUUGCACGGUGUAUAAUCUACAGCGGUAUUUGCAUAGGAAAUUUGCCUUGAAGUAUAACAAGUAGAAUGAGUCACACCAUCACUUUGGGUAUUGUACAUUAUAUAGAAGAAUUCCGAGUAAAAGAUCAAAUAAGUGCAAGGACGUAUACAUUCCUUUUUUCUGAUUGCUCACAGGUGAUGAUUGCCCUUCAGCUCCAGGUGGCAUGUUUACAUUGUGUUGUUUAUACUGAAACAUGUUCCCUGUGGCCACUAGAGGGCAGCACUUUCAUGUACAAAACGGUUAUUGGAAAAUACAGUAAAGGUGCAAGAAUAAGAGUUGAACAAAGUCGUUUUUGGUAUAGAUUAUAUUUUGUCAAAGUUGUCUCAAGACUAAACUGAAUGUAUAUGAUAUGG
Messenger RNA from Limanda limanda (common dab), 1885 nucleotides. RefSeq names its product potassium channel subfamily K member 1-like. Bases 59 to 1117 code for a protein of 352 amino acids. The record is from RefSeq and is a predicted model, not a curated record. Gene Ontology annotation, molecular function: potassium ion leak channel activity. Gene Ontology annotation, biological process: stabilization of membrane potential; potassium ion transmembrane transport. The transcript has 3 exons. NCBI's taxonomy places the organism in Eukaryota, Metazoa, Chordata, Actinopteri, Pleuronectiformes, Pleuronectidae. Gene Ontology annotation, cellular component: membrane.